AUGUGCAGGUGUUGUUUGCAACUUUGCGGGCUCUAUUCAUGAAUCUGAUUGCUUUCUAUAUGUGUACCACCCCACCGCGCCUUGCUGAACAGCACAUCACUGCUCUUUUUAGGGCUCUCCGUUUUCUCAUCUUCACUGUAAGCUCUCUUUAAUUCGCGCUCUUUCUAGGGGAGAAUAACAUUUUAGGAUAUGGCUACUGGAACGGAAGUUGAAUCAGGACUUUCUAGUGAGAAUGUAUUAGAAUGGCCUAAGAAAGACAAGCACCGGUUUCUACAUGCUGUUUAUCGAGUUGGGGAUUUGGAUAGGACCAUAAAAUUUUACACUGAGUGCUUUGGGAUGAAGCUUUUGAGGAAAAGAGAUAUUCCUGAAGAGAAAUAUUCAAAUGCCUUUCUUGGAUUUGGGCCUGAAGAAUCACAUUUCGUGGUGGAGCUGACUUAUAAUUAUGGAGUGGAUAAGUAUGAUAUUGGCAAAGGCUUUGGACAUUUUGCAAUUGCAACGGAAGAUGUAUAUAAAUUGGUGGAAGAUAUCAAGGCAAAGGGUGGAAAGAUAACUAGGGAACCUGGUCCUGUUAAGGGAGGGACAACUUUCAUAGCUUUUGCGCAAGAUCCGGAUGGCUACAUUUUUGAGCUAAUUCAGAGGGGUCCUACACCUGAGCCUCUCUGUCACGUUAUGCUUCGUGUUGGAGACUUGGACCGAUCUAUCAAGUUCUAUGAAAAAGCCUGUGGAAUGAAGCUAUUGAGGAUAUCUGAUAACCCUGCUUACAAGUACACACUAGCUAUGAUGGGGUAUGCUGAGGAGAAGGAGACAACAGUUCUGGAGUUGACAUACAAUUAUGGUGUGACUGAGUACACUAAAGGAAAUGCCUAUGCACAGAUUGCUCUUAGUACGGAAGAUGUAUACAAGUCUGCUGAAGCAAUUCGACUGGUAACCCAAGAACUUGGAGGGAAGAUAACCCGGGAACCAGGGCCCAUUCCUGGAAUCAACACCAAAAUUACAUCUUUCCUUGAUCCAGAUGGAUGGAAAGUGGUUUUUGUAGACCACUCAGAUUUCUUGAAGGAGCUGCACCAGGAAGGGUGAAUUUCCAUCUUGGUUGGUGCAUUGGGAUGGCAGGUAUUACUAGUAGCUUGGCUUAGUUGAACCUACAUGCCCCUUGCUGCAUCAUAUGGAGAGGGAUACUCUCUUCUCUUUUUGUGCUUUCACUGGGAUAAGUUGUAGCCUCGAAAACUCUUCUGAUAGUGAACCUCUUUACAUCUCGUAUGGCACCCAAGAGAUAAACUCUUGAUAAUAUGGAGCUUGUUUUCAUGAAUAUGGAGUUUGCUUUUAUGAAUAUGUGUGUUUAGCAUAUGUUUGGAUGCUACUUGUACGAUUUUAUGCUUUCAAAGGUGCACGCAUUUACCUUAAA
Molecule: messenger RNA, 1402 nt
Organism: Amborella trichopoda
Lineage: Eukaryota; Viridiplantae; Streptophyta; Magnoliopsida; Amborellales; Amborellaceae
Gene: GLX1
Product: glyoxalase/bleomycin resistance protein/dioxygenase superfamily protein
Cellular component (GO): cytoplasm
Molecular function (GO): metal ion binding; lactoylglutathione lyase activity
Source: RefSeq, a predicted model, not a curated record